Molecule: messenger RNA, 3154 nt
Organism: Hypanus sabinus (Atlantic stingray)
Lineage: Eukaryota; Metazoa; Chordata; Chondrichthyes; Myliobatiformes; Dasyatidae
Gene: mrm1
Product: mitochondrial rRNA methyltransferase 1 homolog (S. cerevisiae)
Exons: 5
Coding region: 560-1918 (452 amino acids)
Biological process (GO): rRNA methylation
Cellular component (GO): mitochondrion
Molecular function (GO): RNA binding; RNA methyltransferase activity
Source: RefSeq, a predicted model, not a curated record
UGAAGUAAGGAGCGUUGGAUGUGGGGUUAGCAGCCCCGUCUUUAAAACCAGGAUCUGCGAAGAUUCUGAGAGAUAAUUCCUGAGAGAAUAAAGAUCUUCGCAUGACGACUUGAAUGAAUGGUCCGAGACGGACGUCUCUGCCGAGCUGCACCCCAGAAGAGGUCAUCGGUUUAACUUAGUAAUUACUUUUUGCAGCUAAGGAAACCAACACUUUAAAUCAAAACUUUUAAAUUUGGAGGGCUAGCUAAAGGGUUCACUUCCAUCUAGUACGGAACCAGAUAGCAAAUGAUAUCUGGAGUCUAAUGAAUAAUAAGUACGCUGGGGGGGGGGGGGGGAGAGAAAACGAAGAAAGACUUGAUUUCCCCCAUCACAGUGAUUUCAACUCACUAAACACCAACCAUUUCUCCAAAGGACAGCAUAAAAUCUGGAACUGCGAUUAGGGACUUUUGAAUAAAGGAGACAAACUCUGGAUUUAAAUUACUAAGUCUCACUUUAACGUCCACAGACUCCAAACCUGGCUUUUACUGUUUGUCAUGAACUGUUAAUUUAAACCGGUAUAAUGAGCGAUCAAGAACUGAAGGCGGAGGCUCCAGCAGGGACUUCCCCUUCCGGCUGGGGCAGGUUCGGCGUCGUUAGUAAUUGGGGCCUGCCAGCUCCAUGUGGUGUGGUUGGGCCGGGCCCCGUAAUCUCCGGUGGAGUUUCGGCAGCAGGGAGUGAGUGUUCAGGGGAGGCGGACGUAUACAAACGCAGAGGCUCCACGGACAUCUUCAUUGUGGAGUUUUUAAAACGGACAAAAAUGUCAUCUGUUAUGUUGAACGAAGCUGCCAGGUGUCUGAGGAGGAGUCUGCGGUGGUUUUCAAGGUUACUGUUCGUUCGUCAUUGCAGCUACAAAAGGAAAAUGUCCCCUGACGGAGCAUCAGUCAAACUCUACUCCACGGUUAAAUCUGAGAAGGCAUCAAAGUCAAAUAAGAGCCACAAACCUGACUUCAAUAAGUCAGAACUGGAUGUUAAAGGUAAUGCAGAGAGAUUAACUGAGUUCCCGGAGAGCUUCCAAAAGCCUGCUGCAGAUGGAAUGGUAAAGAGGCCAGGAAUCAAUCUUUCCACUAGAACUUCAGGAAGACAAAAUCAUGCCAAUUUGACUCAGUGGUUUCAAAACCCUUCCAAAUGGCCAAACUCAAAACCUUGUCAGAUCCGUAAAUCAGAAUUUCAGAACCUUAGAGACGACGAUUUUAAAAAACAAAAUUUGCUAAAGACCUCCCGACCUUUGGUCAGGGAGGCAGGCUCGGAAAUACUAUUUGGUGUGGCGCCGUGCAGCCUAGCCCUUUCCCAAUUACGCAGAAAGAUUUUCAGGCUGUUUGUUAAGGAAAAUCGAACACAGAGAACUGAAAUGCAGGGAAUCUAUCAGCGAGCCAGAGAGACUAGUGUGCCAGUACAUCAGGUGACGAGAAAGGAGCUUGACAGGUUGUGUGAGGGUCGAGUUCACCAAGGCAUUUGUCUUGAGGUGACACCACUAGAUUAUGUGAACUAUGAUCAAUGCUAUUCAGCAGCUAUUGAUGUUUCUGAACUUGAAGGCAGCAACAAACCAGUGUUGUGGCUGGCACUGGAAGGAAUCCAGGAUCCCAUGAAUAUGGGAGCUCUGCUUCGCUCAGCAUAUUACCUCGGAACAGAUCUUGUUCUAGUAAGUCAGCCUAACAGUUGCCCUCUAACACCAACUGUGAGCAAAGCUAGUGCUGGAGUUGUAGAAGUUAUGACACUUUAUUGCACACACAGCUUGCCUCAAGUGCUCAAGGCAAAAGCAGCCAAAGGGUGGAAAAUAGUAGGAACUAUUGGAAAUUCUACAGAAGGCACCCGCGUACCAGUCAUCCCUUGUACUGAGUUCCAGUGGAGUGAACGGACCAUUCUUCUUCUAGUGUUAUAACACAGGGUUUGAAAUAACCAUUUUUCCCUGUCCAAGUAACUGAAGCACUGCUGAUACAUCAGUUUAACACCAAAAAAGUGCUAAAUGAUCUGUGUCGUCUUUCAGAGAGGCAUUGAACCGAGAGCUUGCCUGCCUUGUUGUUGGGAAAGCUUCCCACAUACUAUCUAGAAAAAAUAAGGGGAGUUAUCUGGAUUCAAACUCAAUAUUUAUUCCUGAACUAAUAUUGUUAAAAUAGGUUAUAUGCUAAUCUAUUUGUAUAAGGCUUCGCUUGCAAUUUAGCUGAACUUGUCUGUAAUACAGCAUUAAUUGCACAUUGGUAGUAAAAUUCUAACAGAAGUGGUUUGAGAUAUCAUAAGGAUGUUAUUUUGAGAACUGUGUAAUCAGAAUCAGGUUUAAUAUCACGGGUAAAUGUCACAAAAUUUGUUAAAUUUGUCGUCGCAGCACAAUGCACUACAUAAUAAUAGAGAAAAAAUUCAGAAUAACGGUAAAUAUAUAUAGUUAAAUAAGUAGUGCAAAAAUUGGGGGGGGGGGAAGAAAAGUAGCGAGGUGGCGUUCAUGGGUUCAAUGUCCAUUCAGAAAUCCGGUGGCAGAAGGGAAGAAGCCGUUCUUCAGUGGCUGAGAGUGUGCCUUCAGGCUUCUGUACCUCCUUCCUGAUGGUAACAGUGAGAAGAGAGCAUGUCCUGGGUGCUGGGGGUCCUUAAUAAUGGAUGGUGCUUCUGUGAGACACUGCUUCUUGAGGAUGUCCUGGAUACUAUGGAGGCUAGUGCCCAUGAUGGAGCUGACUAAUUUUACAAUUUUUCACUAAUUCAAAAAAAAUGCAGAUUUUUAAUCUGAUGAAAAAGUUUUUCUCUGCAGUUGGCUGUGGCUUUUUUGCUUCUAAGUACUAAACUGGUCACAGGGAAUUUUUGUGUCGGUGUUGCAACAUAAACUGAAGAUUGACGUAAAGUUUCUGGAAUUAGAUUCUACUUGGAUAUCCAGGUCCUUGGACAUCAUAUUGUGACUGUCAAAGUUCAAGAGCUCCUCUGUGAACUUUGGCAUCGAUAUUUGUAUCUACAGUUGAAAAAUAAUUUAUAGCAAGUGUAAGGAUUUUGUUUUACUAGUCCUGUGUGUUUGUCCAGGCUUAAGUUCUCUCUGCAGUAUGUUUAGGGUUCACUGUUUAUUUUCGUGCUAUCCUUGCUGUCGGUUUCAGUAGUGGAUUGGAGCAAUUCAUCUUACAUAUUAUCAACUGUGUUUUCC